Molecule: messenger RNA, 324 nt
Organism: Saitoella complicata NRRL Y-17804
Lineage: Eukaryota; Fungi; Ascomycota; Saitoellomycetes; Saitoellales; Saitoellaceae
Exons: 1
Coding region: 93-281 (62 amino acids)
Source: RefSeq, a predicted model, not a curated record
UGUCUCUAGCGCUGGUCUCGGAGUUCUGGUGUUUUCUUUUUCUGGCAUACCACAGACCACGGCCGCGGUCUAGGGAUACAAAUUCUGACUCUAUGUCAUCGCAAUCCUUCCCGUUCUCUAGACUCAGUCAACUCAGAAGAGCGCGUGAGAUAUCACUUGCCGUAGCAGAACCCUUGGUCUACUCAAUCCUAUUGGUAGGCCUGAUCAUCAUGAUUCGCACGACAACGGCUACACGCAUGAGAAACAUCUCCUCAUUAUGCCAAAAAAUAUCGAUAUCUUAACCACUAGCUACAAAUCAAAGGUAACACCAUAUAUCUAACCAGA